This is a messenger RNA of Mandrillus leucophaeus (drill), 1770 nucleotides long. RefSeq names its product death-associated protein kinase 2 (gene DAPK2). Lineage: Eukaryota; Metazoa; Chordata; Mammalia; Primates; Cercopithecidae. Bases 61 to 1173 code for a protein of 370 amino acids. The transcript is spliced from 12 exons. The record is from RefSeq and is a predicted model, not a curated record. Gene Ontology annotation, cellular component: cytoplasm; nucleus. Gene Ontology annotation, biological process: intracellular signal transduction; positive regulation of apoptotic process; protein phosphorylation. Gene Ontology annotation, molecular function: protein serine/threonine kinase activity; ATP binding.
GUGUCCCCAGUGCCCGCCGUGCCCGCCGCGGUCGCCGCAGCUCAGCCUCCUGCCGGUUGUAUGUUCGAGACCUCAAUGAGGAGCCCAAACAUGGAGCCAUUCAAGCAGCAGAAGGUGGAGGACUUUUAUGACAUCGGAGAGGAGCUGGGGAGUGGCCAGUUUGCCAUCGUGAAGAAGUGCCGGGAGAAGAGCACGGGGCUUGAGUAUGCAGCCAAGUUCAUCAAGAAGCGGCAGAGCCCGGCGAGCCGGCGCGGUGUGAGCCGGGAGGAGAUCGAGCGGGAGGUGAGCAUCCUGCGGCAGGUGCUGCACCACAACGUCAUCACGCUGCACGACGUCUACGAGAACCGCACCGACGUGGUGCUCAUCCUUGAGCUAGUGUCUGGAGGAGAGCUCUUCGAUUUCCUGGCCCAGAAGGAGUCACUGAGUGAGGAGGAGGCCACCAGCUUCAUUAAGCAGAUCCUGGAUGGGGUGAACUACCUUCACACAAAGAAAAUUGCUCACUUUGAUCUCAAGCCAGAAAACAUUAUGUUGUUAGACAAGAAUAUUCCUAUUCCACACAUCAAGCUGAUUGACUUUGGUCUGGCUCACGAAAUAGAAGAUGGAGUUGAAUUUAAGAACAUUUUUGGGACGCCAGAAUUUGUCGCUCCAGAAAUUGUGAACUACGAACCCCUGGGUCUGGAGGCUGACAUGUGGAGCAUAGGCGUCAUCACCUACAUCCUCCUAAGUGGAGCAUCCCCUUUCCUGGGAGACACGAAGCAGGAAACACUGGCAAAUAUCACGGCAGUGAGUUACGACUUUGAUGAGGAAUUCUUCAGCCAGACGAGCGAGCUGGCCAAGGACUUCAUUCGGAAGCUUCUGGUUAAAGAGACCCGGAAACGGCUCACAAUCCAAGAGGCUCUCAGACACCCCUGGAUCACGCCGGUGGACAACCAGCAAGCCAUGGUGCGCAGGGAGUCUGUGGUCAAUCUGGAGAACUUCAAGAAGCAGUAUGUCCGCCGGCGGUGGAAGCUCUCCUUCAGCAUCGUGUCCCUGUGCAACCACCUCACCCGCUCGCUGAUGAAGAAGGUGCACCUGAGGCCAGAUGAGGACCUGAGGAACUGUGAGAGUGACACUGAGGAGGACAUCGCCAGGAGCAAAGCCCUCCACCCGCGGAGGAGGAGCAGCACCUCCUAACUGGCCUGGCCUGCAGUGGCUGCCAGGGAAGUCUGGGCCCAGCGGUGCUCCCUUCUGUGCAGACUCUUGGACCUAGCUCAGCACCAGCACCUGAGCGUCCUGAGCACUUCGCAAGAGAGGUGGGCCCACAGAAUUCAGAAGAGCUUGCAGGCAAGCCAAGAGACCCUGGGAGCUGUGGCUGUCUCCUGUGGAGGAGGCUCCGACUUUCCCAAAGCUCUUAAUUCUCCAUAAAAUGGGCUUUCCUCUGUCUGCCAUCCUCAGAGCCUGGGGUAGGGGUGUGGACUUAGGAAAACAAUAUAAAGGACAUCCUCAUCAUCACGCGGUGAAGGUCAGACUCAGGCAGCCUUCCUCACAGGCUGAGGGGGUUCAGAACCAGCCUGGCCAAAAAUUACACCAGGAAGACACAGUCCUCCCCACUGGGAACAGGGUGAUUGAGGAAAGUGAACCUUGGGUGUGAGGGACCAAUCCUGUGACCUCCCAGAACCACGGAAGCCAGGACGUCAGGCUGACCAACACCUCAGACCUUCUGAAGCAGCCCAUUGCUGGCCCGCCAUGUUGUAAUUUUGCUCAUUUUUAUUAAACUUCUGGUUUACCUGA